GUGGAGAAUAGUCCAAAUUCUCCACUGUAGUCCUCAAAUUCAGAUCAGCAGACUGUAGUGGGCUUCUUCAGUUCGCUUAAACCAUUCGGAAUAUUUUUGUUUGAAAGUCUCCACAGCGCGAUGAAAAGUUGUCGACAGGCAAAGGAAGUGCGAAACUUCUCACCUAUGUGAAGAACGCACUAUUGCAUAAUUUUUGCCAGCUGUCAUACCCGCACCAUCAGCUCCGCCGAAAGACAGUGCAUUUAUUCAGUCUAUCCACGACAACCAAAAUGCAUUGUUGAGAGCACUGCAUUUAAGCUAUCUAUACGGCACAGAAAUAAACGUUUUCUUUUGGACUAAAAUGCAGCAGGAGUGGUUACUCAAAGUUCUCGUCAUUGGAGAUUUAGGUGUAGGGAAAACUUCCAUUAUAAAGCGUUAUGUCCAUCAGAUUUUUUCUCAACAUUACCGCGCAACGAUCGGUGUUGACUUUGCUUUGAAAGUCCUGAAUUGGGAUCACCGGACAGUCAUUCGAGUGCAGUUGUGGGACAUUGCUGGACAAGAGAGGUAUGGCAACAUGACACGUGUGUAUUACCGAGAGGCUGUAGGGGCACUGGUGGUUUUUGACAUGACACGUGCCUCCACCUUCCAAGCUGUGUUGAAAUGGAAAAAGGAUCUUGAUUCUAAAGUUGCCUUGGGCAAUGGACGGCCUCUGCCAGCUGUUCUGCUGGCCAACAAGUGUGACCAACAGAGAUAUGGUUUAUGUUCCAAACUGCCCAAACUUGACAAUUUCUCCACUGAUCAUGGCUUUGUGGGUUGGUACGAAACUUCUGCCAAGGACAAUACAAACAUUGAUGCAGCCAUCAUGUGUCUUGUAGAGAAUAUAAUGGCCACUGAGAUGGAAGACAUUCCUGUGGAAUCAGACCCCAGUGUACUGGUCCUGCCUGCCUUUGAUUAUAACCUGCAAGAGCGCAGUGGCCCUAGCUGCUCUUUCUGCACUAAAAUCCAGUCCAGCAGAAAACCCCACACUGAAUUAUAGAGAGGGUGAGAGACAGUUAAAAAAAGAGCAAAAAAGAGCAAGAGAGAGAAAAAUACACACACACACACAGAGACAGAGAGUGAGAGAGAGAGAGAGAGAGGUCACACCCUUUGUUGGGCCUUCAGUUUGUGCUGAACUAAGCUUUUGUGGGAAAGACAAGACCACGAAGCCUUUACAGUUAUAUGCAUUUCCAUUUACACUUGCCAAAAACAACAAUGUCAUCAAUAAAACACGAAGCGUUUACCCAGAAUCUUUUCUGAUAAAAACUUAAUGUUUUAGACUGAAAUCCUGUGCUGAGUGUAAAGAAGUGUGUACACCUUCGCCUCAACUUUUUGUAUCUAAUUAAGCCUCUGACUUGCAAGCCAUACAUAAAGCCUG
Molecule: messenger RNA, 1393 nt
Organism: Myxocyprinus asiaticus (Chinese sucker)
Lineage: Eukaryota; Metazoa; Chordata; Actinopteri; Cypriniformes; Catostomidae
Exons: 3
Coding region: 341-1015 (224 amino acids)
Biological process (GO): vesicle-mediated transport
Cellular component (GO): vesicle; Golgi apparatus; trans-Golgi network
Molecular function (GO): GTPase activity; GTP binding
Source: RefSeq, a predicted model, not a curated record